Linum trigynum is the source of this 5466-nucleotide messenger RNA. The record is from the annotation of a GenBank genome assembly. Lineage: Eukaryota; Viridiplantae; Streptophyta; Magnoliopsida; Malpighiales; Linaceae.
GGAGGAAUCCAUUUCGGGUCCGUUUGAAUCCCUGUUUUGUUUUUUUUUUUUGGGGGGGGGGGGGGGGGUUGGAAUUUUUUUUUUUUUUUUUUUUUUGUUACAGGGAAGAGUUAGCUUUCGUUUAGAUUUUUUUUUAAUUUCAAUGAAAGAUGUUUAGGUUUUAACGUCUUUUUUGCAAAUAAAAUUCAUUGGUGCUAGAAUUUUUAGUCUAAAUUUAAAGUAAUGGUUUGGAUAUAUUCAUCUGGACCGUUUUCCUAAUUACAGAAAAUCCUAUUAUCAAAUAAAAUUGGACUGAAUAUUAAAUAACACUGGGCUGAAUACCUAAAUCGAAAAUUUUAUAACACUAUAUACUAACUUUGAAUCCAGAAGAGGGCUGGGCCGUGGCCCGGGUUGGGCCAGCCCUAGAUCCGCCCACUGAUCGCGCGUCGAAUCAUAGUUGAAUACGCGUUCCCCCAACAACUCGAGCUGUUUGGGAUCGAUUGGUUCUUAAUAUAGUAUCAGAAUUUUCUCAGACGACCAAGAUCAAGUUCUUAUGUUCAAAUCCCGAUCAUCUCGUCUAUUAUGUUAAGUACAUGAUAUUCAAACAUAUGCAAACUUUUUUUUCCAAUAACUCGAGUUAUCGACAUCCAACUAGCUUUAAUCACUUUUAAUUUUGCAAAAUUUCUUUAAUUUUCUAUUCAGCCCGAUCUUGAUUCGAUCUGAUUCGAAACCGAAACCCAUCCGUCCCCCACAUGUAACUAGGUAGGAAGUUGAUGAGGGAAAGCGCGUGGGCAAAUAAUUGAAUGAAGCGGAAUGGGAGGAGGAGGAGGGAAAGAGCGGUGGCCACGGUACUGUCGGUUUAGGAGAUGUGGCGGUGGUCAAAUGGGAACUAGUUAGGGAUGGCGGUGGCCGGUGGGUUUGGUUCAAUUUUGUCAUUCUUCUUGGUUCGGUUCUUCAUGAGCAUUUUGGUUAGUGGGUUUGGUUCAACUUCUUAAACAUUUUUCAGUCUUCUUGAGCUCACCAUAUGUUCCAUGUUCCACAUCUAUGGAAACAUAAUAUAGAGUUACAUUGGAAGGAGAUCGAUCCAUUAUAUGUUGACUCUUGUGUAUGCGACACUUGGAUGAUCGAAUCGUGCACCAUUAACGAAGAUCGCGUAAAGCCGUAAAAUCGAUGAUUUCUUUUCUUGUUAGAGGUGAGUCUCUUAUUUAUUUGUAAACUUAGUAUGUACAUAUCAUACAAGUGUUUGGAUCGAUGUUUAGAAAAAUCCUAACUUAUCGGCCGGUCCGACCGAAAAUACCAGACAACGGACCCAAAAUGGUAAGCAAUUUUAGCAGGGUAGAAAAUGCUUAGAGACACGAUUAAAUCACAGUUUUUACUAUAAAAUAUCCUAUUAUUAACUUUUUCUGAUAUGAUCUCCGGUACGGACGGUUUCAUAAACCUUUGUUUGGAUAUUCUUUAUGUCAGCUUCAUGUACGAUACGACACGCUUGGACUAACUAGGUAAUUAGUGGCCAUUAGCCCAGUUCUAUUGUCUUUUGAUAGCCCAUGAUAUGUAUUUGUGUGGUCCAGGGGUAGUAGUCCGAGUAAGCCCAUGACUAGGAGGUAGAAACCGGCCCGCUGAUUGUAGUAUAGGUUGGCGGGGUCUCGAGAUUUGCUCUUUGAUUUUGUCAGUUGAGAUUCUCCAAAUCUAUGUAUUUAAUUAAUUUGUAUUUUGUAAUUUAAUUUAUUGACGAAAUGCAUGAAUUUGAAAAUUACAUUGUUUGGAGGUUUACAUUAUGCUUUGUUAUAAAUGAAAAAUUAGAGGGUAGACAAGACAAUCCCUUGGUCACAAUCUCACCACUUGGUAGAGAUUGAUAAUCACUCAUUUUGAGUGAUUGUUGGUGGGCCCAGAAAAAGGUAAUAUAUUAUUCUUCUGUCACAAAUUUAACAAACAAAAAACGACUUAAUCUUGACAUUACAUGCAUUGGCUAAAUACAUCGCUUGAAAUCAUAACCUCCAAACAACCCCCCUAAGUUGAUGUCAAUACAAGACCGUAGCCAAAAGGGAUGUGUGGUGUGACGGUCCGGUUCGUUUUGGUAAGCGGUAAAAACAUUUUAGGAUUAAGAAAUCGAUCAAUAUUGCACUCGGUUUGAUUUGAUCCGCCCAACUUUUAAUUCACUUCAAUUUUAUUCAGUAUUUAUAAAAUUUAUUUAUAGGAUGAAGCAGUGGCGGACCCAGAAAUUUUUCAUAGGGGUGUCAUCUUUUAAAAAUAAAUUAAAUAAAAAUAAUUAUUAAAAAUAAAAUCGUAAAUUUGAAAAUACCUUACUCGUACAGGUUAAAAAAGUCCAUGAUUUGUUUUCAUAUUCGGAAUAAUUGUAGAAUACACUUGGUGUCUAUAGUGUUAAAAAAAUUGUCUUUAUAUAGCCUACUAGACAAUCAUUCACGAACUUAUCGCAUAUUCGAUUUGUAAACUUGUUCUCGAUGUAACCUAAAGCUGAAAGACUCUUUCAACACUUGCCGUAUUAAGGGUAGUUUGAAAUUAGUUUAAUUGUUAGGUUUUUAAAAUAAUUAGAGAUAGAAAAUGACAUUUUACUAUUACAUUUUUCAAAAUCGAACAACACAUGAGUUGUAGGUCAACGAAAAUUAAGUUUAUUAAUAAGAGUAGUGUUCUAGAUUUGAAUUACCCAAUCUACCACUUAUAUUCCUAUACACAAAUGACAGUAGGAUAAUUGUGUUUUCAAAUUUCAGGGGUGUCCCUCACUAUCAAUUUUUUUUUUUUGUCCAUACGUAAAUUACCACCGGGGUUGGAUAAUCGUAUUCCCAAAAUGUAGGGGUGUCCGGGGACACCCCUAAAACCCCCUGGGUCCGCCCCUGGGAUGAAGGACUAGACCACAUUAUCUUCGAUUUAGUAUGGUCAAGUCAAUACGUUGGUUUGAUCUUCAGUAAGGACCGAACCGUGAGCCAAUCGACUAAUACAAAAUGACAGUCAUCUUCACGUGGUCGUAAUGCUAUUCGUAGCAUCAAGUGUUUUAACUUCGUGUCUCGUUUCUUAUAUACUUGAUAACCCCAGCAACUUGCAUUAUAUUUGAUUGUUUCUGCAGGUUGUUUGAAAGGGAUUGACAUAGAGAGAGCAAUAUACAGUCAUUCAUUCCCAUCGAUCUUAUCCAUUUGUAAUGUGGUCUCACUUAUCAAUUUUAUAUUAUCUACAAUUCAAUUUGUUUGUAACUAGUAAGAUCUAAACUUCUUUUUGGUACUUAGACAAUAAUAUUUGAAAUACUUGCUUCAUAUGCACGGGUCAAUUAAGAUCACUCGUAUGAAAUCUUACAAAAAGUAGAACUUAUGAGAUCGUCGCGACUUCGGGGGUAUAAUAUGGAAAUACGUAGUUAAGAGUUAGAGCAGUGCAAUCAAACACUUGUAAAAAAUACAAUGUCCAAAAUACACGAUUUAACCGAUACUACAAACAAAACCUAUGUUAGGAGAGAUCCAAACAUCGUUUAAGGUUGUUCAAAAUAAACCCACCAUUUUUUUUUCUUCCCCCGAUUGAACGAGACUCGUGAUCAUAUGCUCGGGUUUUUUGCGAGUCGUCGCGCGCUAUUGUAGAGAAUCUGGAAGUCGAGAAAUUGGAUGAUAGUUCAUGGGUUACAAACUCGACCCUGACACGUCAUCCACAAAUUCCGCGUCGAACACCAAGUGGUCAAUGUCCUCCAACUGGAACCCUCCCCCGUCGUCAAACAACUCCGGCAGCAACCCUGCCCACCCGGCCGACGUCAAGCUCCAUCCGCUCAGCCGCACGUCGUCGCCGCGAUCCAAAUCCAGCAGCUCCUCCUCUAUCGCUAUCAUGCUGUCAUCGUCGUUGCCCGUGGUGGCGACGCACGACGGGAGCAUCUCCGGCGGCGGCGGCAGGGGAGGUAGUGGCGAUGGAGCAGGGGAUGGUUGUACUUCUCCGGCUGCGGGUACCUCUGACCCUGCCGCUGGAGAUGGAGAUGGGUGGAUGAAUUGGUCGACGUUGAGUCCCUUGGACCUGAGGCGGUCGAGGUAAUUGGCGGCGUCGAAGUUGGUGACGGCGUUGGCUCCUCUGUAUUCGAGUGCCGCCAAGUCGUAUGCCUCUGCAGCUUCUUCUUGAGUGUCUACACCACACACAUAGAAGACAAGUGAUAAUUAAUUAAUUACAGUUAAGCCAAGUGAUUAUGUAAGAGAUUAACUUAUUAAACAAGAUGAACAGUUUAAUAAGAAGCCACGUGAGAGGGCAGGCAGAUGGAUUGUACCCUUUUAAAAUGGCUAAAAUAUAAGAGGGGGAAACUAUAAAAAUUAAUUUUUUAAAAUUUUUUAAUUGUCGCAAUCACUUAUUUAAUAUUUAACGGUCAAUGUUUAAAAGUUGACUGACAUGUCACGUCGGAUAAAAUUAACGGAGAGUUACUAAACUUAGACUGUAUAACUAAUUUAAGUGACUAUGACUGGGAACCUUCAAAUUGGAAUGUCUGGGCAUGAUUUUCCCUUACUUGGACAUCCUGAUCAUGUAUGGCUAUGGGAGGGAGUCUUUUCAUUAGGUAUUGAACAUUUUACGUGCUCUUACUGAUUGAUCCCGUAUCAGCGGGAAUACUUUUUUCUAUUUUUAAAAGUAGUAUUCCUUUUUCUUUCUUUUUUCGGUAUGCCGCUCUUCGAACUCGAAGAGAGCGAGUAUAGAUAGACUACUAUCAUGAAUAUCCUUCGCCCCUUAUCUCCUCAUCUUCCUAUUUAUAAGCCACAGCUUACUUCGACGUUUUCAAUUUCCCAUAGAAUCCCCGGGGCUUUCCUAACCACUAUAGUUUUCUUUUUUUAUCUUCUUUGUAAUGACCAUCUUCGAUUAACACUCGAACUAGUGACAUACAUCGAUUCAGCUAUAGGAUGCUAAUGGCCAGUAUGGGUUAGGACGUCCUACCGCGAUCCAAGGUGUUCGGACAGUGUUUUGCAUUUUACUACCGUUGGAUGCAUAUGACGACAAUUUGUAAACGAUUACCGCCACGUACAUUCAUAUCACGGAGAAAAAGAAUGUACGUGGCGGAACGACUUAAUUCGUGGUACAAGAACAACCAAAGAAGAAAGAAAUUUGACUUAUUUUUAUUUGCUCAAAAUGUUGCCAUUUUACAAGUCUCUAUCCGAUCCGUAUAGCACACUAACUUGAAAACUCGGAUAUUUAUCAUUAGAGAUUUGGCCCAAAUCUCUUUAUUUGUUUGUUUAUGAGAAAAUCAUCGAGAAUGUGACAAAUGAAAGUGAGCCAAGGCCAAAGAAAAGAACAAUUAGGGGUCACGUGACAUCAGGAAAGAGAGAUUGAGAUUCGAUUAAAGAUAUAAAGUGAUUAGUUGUGGGAUUUGGAUUUUGAUUUUGAUUUAGAUCUGAUAGAGAGAGGGAAGAUAAGGGGGAAGUCGUGUGAAUGAGUAGGAAAAGCUGAACCAAAUCAGGUAAAUGCUUUUUCGGAUCCCUCGGUGGACCUGGCCCAUUUCCAGGCCCACAAUAAAAAUAAAAAUAAAAA